Messenger RNA from Cuscuta campestris, 495 nucleotides. The record is from the annotation of a GenBank genome assembly. Lineage: Eukaryota; Viridiplantae; Streptophyta; Magnoliopsida; Solanales; Convolvulaceae.
CUCUAGAAGGAUGGCUCAAAGGUAUCAUACCUGGAAUCAUCUCCCACCAAAUUUGGAAGGAAAGAAACCGGCGCAUCCAUGAAAACAUCAGCAAAGACUCGGGGAGACUACUUCAAGACUGUAUUGCCCAAGUACAGGAGUGGGUUCUUGGAAGGGCUCCUUCAAAGCUUAAGUACUUCGACGCCUGGAGACUUCCUCCUGAACUUAUGCUCUCGCAGCAAAGGAACCCCACCCUUAGAAUCCAUAGAUGGACCAACACCUCGGACGGCGGAUUACACCUCUCCACAGAUGUAGCAGUCAAUCAAAAUUACGGGGUGGCAAGUGCAGUUUUACGCAGAGGAAAUGACACUUUCAUUGCAGCGGGAACAUGGAAGAUUGAAGAAACAACUGCCUUACAAGGUGAGGCAAAAGCUUUAGCCAUUGGCAUGCAAUGGGCUGCACAUUUUGGAAGAUAUAUUUGGGCCAACACUGACUGCAAAAGUCUAGCCAAGUCAA